UCAUGGGACCUUCCCCUCUUCUUUCGGUUUUCAAUAUAUUUUGCUUGUUGUCGAUUAUGUCUCGAAAUGGGUGGAAGCUAUAGCCACCCGUACUGAUGAUUCUAAAGUUGUUGCAGAAUUUUUGAAAUCAAAUAUUUUUGCUAGAUACGGAUUCCCAAGAGCCAUCAUCAAUGACAAGGGGACACACUUUUGCAAUAAGACAAUAGGAGCUCUCUUGAAAAAGUAUAAUGUGUUCCAUCGAGUGUCCACUGUGUAUCACCCACAAACAAAUGGACAGGCAGAAGUUUCCAAUCGGGAAAUCAAGUCCAUUCUAGAGAAGACUGUGAAUCCAAACAGGAAAGAUUGGAGUCUCCGCCUCAACGAUGCUCUGUGGGCGUACAGAACAGCGUAUAAAACACCGAUCGGGAUGUCUCCUUACAGGCUAGUAAUUGUCAAACCUUGUUACCUUCCAGUAGAAUUGGAACACAAAGCUUUUUGGGCCGUGAAGCAAUGCAAUAUGGAGAUGGAUGCAGCAGGUGAGCAAAGAAAACUUCAGUUACAAGAGCUUGAGGAAAUCCGAAAUGAUGCUUUCGAGAAUGCGAGAAUUUACAAGGAGAAGACUAAGGCAUUCCAUGAUGAGCGCAUAACACGAAAGACAUUAACAGUGGGGCAGAAAGUUCUCUUGUACCAUUCUCGGCUUAAACUUUUUCCUGGUAAACUCCGUUCUCGAUGGGUGGGGCCCUUUAUUAUUACCAAGGUAUAUGACCAUGGUGCGGUGGAGAUUCGUAGUGAGGACACAAGGAAGGAAUUCAAGGUGAACGACCAUCGACUCAAGCCAUACUAUGAGGGUUAUCAGGUCCACAACAUUGAAGUGAUGGAGCUAGAAGCUCCAAAUUAUGACGACUAGCAUGCUGAGAAGACGUCGAGCUAACGACGAUAAAUAAAGCGCUCUUGGGAGGCAGCCCAAAUUUAGGAAUUUUUUCUAAUAAUUUUUUUUUUAACUUGGUUUUCUCGAAAAAAAAAAUCAGCUCAGAUAUUUCGUUUGCUCCUAUUUUUAAGCCCCUUAUAAUAUUCAGGAAACUGAUUAUGUUUUUAUUUGAUAUCAGCUGUUGUAGGAUGGUGGGAUUGGUUGGACACAAUGGUGGAGUUAAAGCUAAGCUGAAACGACACCUGCUUAUAUCCGAAAGUGUUUGCAGCAAGAAAAUAUGAACAUAUUCAAGCUUGGGGGAUACCAUCAGGCUAGAUAUACAGUCAGUCAUCCAAGAAACUUCACCCGGACACAUUUACUGGAGCACAUACACUACUACAAAUCCCGUCCUUUUGAGACGCUUUUUUCCAGUAUUUUCGACAUUGAAAGCGUCGCUAUUUUUUUUCU
This is a messenger RNA of Chenopodium quinoa (quinoa), 1354 nucleotides long. RefSeq lists its product as uncharacterized. The record is from RefSeq and is a predicted model, not a curated record. NCBI's taxonomy places the organism in Eukaryota, Viridiplantae, Streptophyta, Magnoliopsida, Caryophyllales, Amaranthaceae. The transcript has a single exon. The coding region runs from base 407 to 886 and encodes 159 amino acids.